UUAAUUAUUUUUUUGUAUGCUGCAGUGUGUAUUUUUGGCCGCUACUCUAGCCCUCGCAACAGCUACACCUACCGGAUUUAUCGGAUAUAGUAGUGGUUUCGGUGGUGGUUAUGGUGGAUCUUACGGAGGCUACGGUGGUCACAGAGGAGGUUAUAAUAAUUAUGGUAGCGGAUAUGGUGUAGGAGUUGGAAUUGGUUUCACUGGAGGUUACAGUGGCUACGGUCAACAGGGAUAUAGUCACGGCUACAAUAAUGGAUAUGGCUACAAUAGUGGAUACGGCAAUAAUGGCGGAUACUAUGGUGGCAACCAAGGUUAUGGACAUGGCUACGGAAAUGGCUAUGGAAACGGCUAUGGAAACGGCUAUGGAAACGGCUACGGACACGGACACGGAUACUAUUAAUCAAACAAUAUAAUAAUUAAACCACAGGCACAGCUCAUCUUUCUUAUCAAUCAAAGUGUAUUAUGUUUUUUGGUAAAAUGUAUACUUAUACCUAAAAGUUUUAUACAUAUUUAAUAAAUUGGA
Messenger RNA from Diuraphis noxia (Russian wheat aphid), 523 nucleotides. RefSeq lists its product as uncharacterized. The record is from RefSeq and is a predicted model, not a curated record. Lineage: Eukaryota; Metazoa; Arthropoda; Insecta; Hemiptera; Aphididae.